AACCUACAGACGAAACUCAGAAACCCUGGCAAAAACAACAAGAGCUCAAGAAAUUCAGCAAGAAUUAUACGUCCACCGGGAAGUAUUUUACCAGCAUCUUUACAUACACCGCCAUAUUCCAAGGACUCAUCCGUUCCGAGAAAACGCUUUAAACAAAUUCCGUUCCGACGCGUGUAUAACCUGUUAUCCUGAUCCGAACGAAAUAGGCCCUGUGUACAGAAGAUAUCUUGACAUUCUAAAAAGAUACAACGGACGCGUAUCAAGGAUUACGCACGAGAGAUUUGUCAAGUGGCAAGUAGCGGAAAGAAAAUUUGCACCGGCAAUCAAGCUAAUCAGAGCAACGGUAUUUCCUAAUCCUCCAAGAGCAGUAAACUCACUGAUAAUCGCCUUAACGUCUCCGCAAGGAUCACUUAAGCUACUUGAUUUUAACGUCGACACAUCACUAUCUGACGAAAGAGCAGCUCAGUUACAACGGGAAGUAGUUGCUUAUUUACAAGAGAAGGUAGACAGAGCAGCAAGUAAAAAAGGAAAAGAAAAGGCACAAGUAUCAACCAGCACUACUAGUAGCAAGGCAUCCGACGACGAAUACCAUACUCCAGAACCAGAGUUCGGACCAUUAGGUGCAGCCAAUGCAGAAGAAAGAGCAAGCAAGUUAUCUGUCCUCGAAUCAUUACAACAACGCGCUCUUUUAGUAUACAAGGAUUUACAAGCCCUUGAAAAAGAAGUAGAUCUUGAUACUAACAAAACUCCUGAUCAGACCCUUCCAAAUACAGGUGCAUUAUUAGAUUAUAUUGCACCACUAUACAACCCAGUCGAAGACGAAGAGGUUGAACCAGAAAAUCAAGUACCAGACCAAGGACCAAAAGGUGCUAACGAACAAGCGAGAGAUGAAGUAGCUGAUAAUCAAGACAAUCAAGGAAGUGACCAAGAAAACCAAGCAGACAAUGCUGAAGCAUUGCAGCCAUCAACUAGAGCCCCAACUCCCGAACAAGAUAACCAGAAUCCACUGUUAAAUUUACCCCCAGUAGCUCCACCAGUUCCAAAUCCACCUGCUCCGCCGGCAAAUCCACCUAUACCCCCAGCACCACCAGUUCAAGCAGAUGACGAAGAAGAAAUGUCUCAAGCCACAUAUCCAGUCUUUGAUGGAACGAACCCACGUAAAUGGCUAGGUGAAAUGGAGAUAGCCUUUACUGCAAACAAUAUCCAAGCCAACGCUAACGAGCGAAGAAUAGGGUUGGCAGUCCUAAACUCUGGCCCUGCUAAGAUGUGGUAUAUCAUGUUGCAAGCAAAACCAACCACAUGGACAGUAGCAAACCAUGUAGAUGGGUUUAAGGAAUUGUUUUUAGAAAAAUACGCGAAUGAUGAUAAUAGAGCGCAAGCCUCUCAGUCAGCUUUUAUGAGAACUCAAAGACUAGGAGAAACUGUUGGCCAAUAUUACAACGCAUUGCAAGAGCAAUGGAUGGAGUGCGGAGACGGAGUUAUACCAGAGUGGAUGAAGAGAGCAGGAGUGGCAUGUCAACAAGCAAAACCAAGGCAUGCAGGGAAAAGGUCAGCCCCGUCAAUAGAGGGCAAUGACGGCGGCAUAGACAUAAGACCCUCACAAGGUGCUUUGCAGUAUGGGGAUACCGACGUUCUCGGACCUACAUAUUGUAUUGCCUUUGUGGAGGAGGAAGAGUGCAGAGUUCUGGUCGACACCGGAUCAUCUUAA
Paraglomus brasilianum is the source of this 1708-nucleotide messenger RNA. NCBI's taxonomy places the organism in Eukaryota, Fungi, Glomeromycota, Glomeromycetes, Paraglomerales, Paraglomeraceae. The record is from the annotation of a GenBank genome assembly.